Glossina fuscipes is the source of this 5991-nucleotide messenger RNA. RefSeq lists its product as uncharacterized. Bases 1760 to 5521 code for a protein of 1253 amino acids. The transcript has 12 exons. Lineage: Eukaryota; Metazoa; Arthropoda; Insecta; Diptera; Glossinidae. The record is from RefSeq and is a predicted model, not a curated record. Gene Ontology annotation, biological process: G protein-coupled receptor signaling pathway; intracellular signal transduction; regulation of G protein-coupled receptor signaling pathway.
AAAAAAAAAAGAAAAAAAAAAGAAAAGAAAAUAUGAAGAGAAAGAAAAUAAAUUGCAAUACAUUAUAUAUAAACAGUUAUAUGUACCGAGUAUGCAUUAAGGUAUGCAUGAAAUUUUGUUGAAAUUAUUGUUAAUCAUACGCCCUACUCACUUGUUCAUAUAGCUUAGAAUUUCGAAUAAACAAAAGCAAAAAAAUUGAUUGUCGCAAAAGCAAGGAGAAACCAAAAAAAAAUUACUGUUUCAGAGCGAUUGCGGGGCGGAGUACGUGAGUAGAACGUACAGUGUAUUCGUUGUGUGUUUGUGAGACUAGUGCGUGUAUGCGCGUUUUUUAAGUGUUGAUAGAUAAGUAAGGAUUGUGUACGUCUUUCACGGUAUUAUGUUAAUAUAUAUAUAACGCAUUUCUAAUUUUUAUUAUAUUAUUUAUCUUAGUGUGUGCAGCUAUCACGUUUUCUUGUCCAUGCACUGAGGGAAAUAUGAAUUUAGAUUAAGCGAAAUUUAAGCAAAAAUCUUUGAACGCCGAAAAAAAACUCAUACACACCAAGAAAAUAAGGAGAACAAAUGAAUUUGAAACUUUAGCUGCAAAAUGAAAAUAUCAACAAACUAUUCUCGAUGAAACAAAGCAUUUUUGUACUCAUACCAACAGCAGUGACAAGGAAUAACGUGAGAUAUAAGCUUUUGCUUCUACAUGGAAUUGCGUGAGAGGCCUUCAGGCGUGACAGGAUAGGUCAUAGGGGAGAUAUAGAAGGAUGCAUCGACUGUGUGGUUUGUCAUAACAGGUAAAAUUAAUGGGAAAUAUUACCAUCAAUAGAGCUAGCAGCACAUAGAUCAAGAUUACUUGGAAUCUUUUAAAAGGCAUAAGUCAGCGUAACAUCAUCACCGGUAACGCAAUUUCUUGCUUUGGCGGCACCUUACGAGUUAACAGGAAAAAAAGAAAUCAAAAACUACAUCAACUUCUUAAGAAAAAAAAAAAGUUGUUUUCUACUAAAACAACGACAUUUACCCACGUUGCGUAAUGCAAACAAACAGCGUCAUUAAGAGAUAAUACGAUUUUUUAAGGAUCACUAACUGAUUAAGGAUAAGUUAUUUAUGUGGUUCUUCAAAAUCUUGCAGUAUAAUUGGCGAAAUAUGCGUGCCAAUGGUAGUCGCAUCGUCGAGAAAUAAAUGAGACAAUUCAAUACCGAACCGUAACUUGUAUAAGCAAGCAUUCAAUUCUGAAAUUACUAUCAAUUUUUAGAAGAGAAAUUUAACAUUGUAAUCACUUGGGAUCUUACACUGCAAGCAAGAGAGAGAGAAAGAGAGAGAGAGAAAGAAAGAAAGAAAGAAAGAAAGAGAGUGAGAGAGAGAGAGAGAGUGCAAAACCAUGAAACAUUCGAAUAUUUUCAUACACAAAGACAUGAUGGAACUCGGUUAAUCUAAUGUAUAUACAAGAUUUAUGCGUGAACAGGCAAGAAAGGCAUCGCGCGACUGCACGAACUGUGAACCAGUCACUUUCAAAUUCAUGAAGUAUUGUCAAUUCACAAUUUCAUUACUAAACGCCUAACACAUUUUCUCCGCUAUAACUGUGCUGUGACCAUAAUACCAUUUCGAAAAUCUGCAACAAGAGCUUUUCAGUAUAACUCAAUAUAAUCGAUAUCCUAGACACUUCAAUUGUUUUCGCACAACGAUUGGUUAUAGUCGAAAUAUAUAUAAAAACGUGCAUCGAAUUGGGUGACUUAGGGCGGCGCAGGCAACAGCGCUAUAGUAUAUACGUGCUGGGGUCAUGGAGCCGCCUGGCGGGCUUCCGCCAGAGAGAGACCGUCAAGUAAUCGUAAAACAAUUAACACUAAAGGAACGUCCGGAUAUUGAGUUAAGUAUUGAAAACUCUAUGAGAAGCACCAGUCCACCCACUACCGUAUCCAGUAGCUCAUAUCCGGCUCUUGCUUGUACGGCCACAACUUAUUCGGCUGCUACACAGGUUGCUACUACGUUCAGUGCAAUCUCUUCAGGACACACGCCCACAAAACAACGUCACACCUCACAGCAUCAACAUGCAGCGGCCCCCAAUCCUUCUUUAUUAUCCCAACAGAGCGGUAGCGGUACACAUUUGGCUAUGGCGCAAUGUGCGAAUAGCCAACAAUCCCAGCAGGCCCUAGAGAAAUUGUCACGGCCCAUGGCAUUUGAUAAGAUGGAGUCCUUGGUGCGUGAGAUGCAAGAUCCUGAGCAUGGUGUUCCAGUGCGUCAACAGAAGAUGUUUUUAACUUCGAUUCCUUAUGCUUUUAUGGGAUAUGAUCUAAUCGAAUGGCUGAUGGAUCGCCUUUUAAUUGAAGAGUCAGAAGCAUUAAAUAUCGCCAAUCAAUUAUGCUUACAUGGUUAUUUCUUCCCCGUCAAUGACACCAAGACGUUAACCGUUAAAGAUGAUUCAUCUUUGUAUCGUUUUCAAACGCCUUACUAUUGGCCAUGGCAGCAUAAAGCUCCUGAUAAUGUUGAAUAUGCCAUAUAUUUGGUUAAGCGAUCAAUGCGAAAUAAACAGCGACAUGCAUUGGAAGACUAUGAAAUGGAAGCUUUAGCAUCGUUGCAUAAAAAUCUUAAAGGAAAAUGGGAAAUCAUCAAAAUGCAGGCUGAAGAGCAAGUACGGUUGGCAAAGGAGCGCAAAAAAGGCGAAAAAAUUGUGGGUGAUUCGCAGGAGCGAGCCUAUUGGCGUGUACAUCGUCCGCCACCGGGUCAAUUUACUCCGUUAGAACCAUGUCCAGUCCCAUCCAGAGAUCGUCAAGGGACAAAGCAGAAUAAAAAGAAAACCAUUGAAGAUGUGCAGAGGGAAGUUGAUUACUUAAGAAAAUCGUUAAAUCGCACUAGAAUGAAGAUGUCACAGGCCUGUGAAUCGCUGGUAGCUUACUCGGAAACAUUUAUCGAAUACGAUUUCUUUCUGCAGCCAGUUUUACCCUCCAAUCCAUGGGUGACAGAGGACAUUACAUUCUGGCAGUUAAAUAACACAUUUGUAGACAUACCUACAGAGAAGCGAGUGAAACGUUGGGCAAUAUCGAUAGAAGAAUUAGUAUCGGAUCCUACGGGCCUUCAAGAGUUUACCACAUUUCUGGAAAAAGAAUAUUCUCAUGAAAACAUUCGUUUCUGGAUAGCAGUAAAUCGUCUUAGACGUUCAGCACAUUCUCAAGUAUCACGUAAGGUCCAAGAGAUAUAUGAGGAAUUUCUUAAGCCAGGUGCUCCAUGUGAAAUCAAUAUCGAUGGUAAGACUAUGGAAAGUGUAUUGAAAGGCCUUGACCACCCUUCACGUUUCACCUUUGAUGCCGCCUCCGAACAUAUUUAUAUGCUUCUUUUGAAAAAGGAUUGUUAUCCACGCUUUAUUCGCUCUGAGCAUUACAAACGCUUAUUAGAGACUGGCAUACAACCGGCUCAUAAAAAACGUUUCUUCAAUUUUGGUGGCGUAGGUGGAGCCAAGAAGAGAAUGACUGCCGCUUUGUCCAGUCAGGCGAUGCCGGGUGGCAAUGAAAGUAGUAAGGUUUCGGCCAGUGUAAGCAGUGCGACUAUGAUACAAGCACCGCCACCGCCCGGUAGUUUGGCUAGGCGACGUGGCAGUGAUCGUAGUCUUAGUGGUUCAGCUCAUGAAUUGGCUGUUUUAGGCGUAAAUAAAGACGCUACCAAUAAAGUGCCACAUUCGCAUUCGCAGAGCAAUCUCAGCGAAAUUCCGUACAGAGAGGCACCCAAGCCAAAGACCACUCGUUUGGAAUCUGCAAGCGAUUGUAAUGCUGCCAGCAGUGCUGUAUGCCCCUGGGAUACGCCAGAGGAAUUAUCGGCCCCUCAGACGCCAGCAAGCAAAUCCGUUAAGGAAUUACUUGCACCGGCUUCUGUGCAGCUUUCAGUUUGUCCUUGGGAUCAGCAAUACGAAUUAAAUGCUCCUCUACCCAAAGCAAACGCUCAGCGUCUAACUAGCACUUCUUCUGACAACAGCGAAACCAAUGACCGCGUGCAACGCAAUUUGGUUAUGCGCCACCAGAACACUGUAGACAGCGGUGAGACUAGCAUGAAACGUUUAUUGCCACAUUUAACUGAACAACGAAGAGCCUCAGUGUCUUUUACACCGAGUCGCAUUUCAGAGUUUCCAUUAGGACAACCGUCCACUAGUAACAAAAUUUCUCCUACGCCUUCACCUACUGUCGGCAAUCAACAUUUGGCGAUAUUUCCGACUAUAUUUAAGCCAUUACAAGUGGCGCAAGGUGCCACUGCUGCAGCAGCCACUUUGGGUAAUGUCGUCACCCAUACGGGUGGCAAUAUUAGUAAAGAUCCACCUUCUAUUUCUGAUGGUGAGGUGGAAGAAUUGAAUAAACUCUCUAUCUCGGAGCGGAACAGUGAGUCAUCGGCCUCCGAACUGCCAGUACUGCCGACACCGACACCUACACCCACACCUCCACCCACUCCCACGCCACCACUUCUUACAAAAAUUACUCCACCAGACGAGGAGAAAGUUCAAAAUCAGUUAAGAGAAAUUCAAACACCACUUAAUGAAAGUAGGGAUAAAGAAACGCGUAGUGGCGAAAAUUUGCUAUUAACUGAAGAGCAGUUCGUAGCAGAAGUCGAUGCUGAGGUGCAGGAGGUUCAAAUUGAGCUAUUUGAGGCUACAACUAGUGAGGGGUAUCAGAAAUUAUGCGAAAGUCAAGAAGUCGCAGAAGUGAGUGCUCCUGCUGUUAACGUUGUGGAAGAAGAAAGUGGAGACAAAAUUGACUGUCAGUUGACAUUACCUUCAUCCCAGUCCCCGAAAUACUUAAGGGCAGAUAUUUUAAGCAAAGAACAGUUUCAGCAAGAUACGAACGAACUAAUGAAAGUCCAGAGCCCUGAGGUCUCUUCUAAUAAUAGUUCUGAAAAGGCAACUACGAACGUGGAUGACGGUAAUGUUUCAGAAGCUGUAGUAAAUGAAUUCACGCAAAAACCAGAUCUUUCUGCGUUAGAAGAUACUAGUGAAUAUUUUGCUGGUCCAGAAGAGUUGUCGCCCACUACAGAUGAAUAUCAAGAAGGUUUGCAAUUCGGUGCCGAAGAUAAGGAUAUUUAUGAUUAUGAGCUAGGUAUUUCCGAAGCCGGAUAUAUAGCACCCGCCUCUACACCGGCUCCUACUAUGGCUCCUUUAGCCGAAAUGGAUACCGAUACAGUAGAUGACGAGCCAAGUGAAGAAGUAAAACCUAAGGAACCACCACCAAUACCAACAUCGCCACCAAUAUUAAUGAAACCAUUAAAAUUUCCUGCGUGUCCCGCACCUAAAUAUAGUAACGAUGAGGUGAAAAAGCGCCGUAAGAAACGUCAUAUGGACGGUAAAAAAUUUGCCUCUACCGAAGACAAGGAAAAAGACAAAGAAAAAGCAACAACCUCUACCGCAGCGGCAGCCGCAACAGCACCAGCUACUUCUAAAGAUGCAAGUGCCAAAAAUGAUACGGAUUUGGCUACAGUGUGCCCAUGGGAAGAUGAAUUCAUCUACAGAAAUGUCUCAACGAGUGACGGCACAUUUGUAAAGACCUAUGCCACCCUCGGAUACUUAUGAAUAAAACCCAAUCUUUUUAAAAGCGUGGUCAAUAAACUACUAAAACGUAAGAACUUUAAGAAAUGAUAUAAAAUCCCAGAAAAUAGAAAAUUACAUUAUAUAGCACUUAGUGACAUUAUAAAUUAUUUACUUUAAGGUCGUUUUAAUAUAUGAAUAGCACACAUGGAUAUAUUCAUAUAAGAGGUUAUUUAAUUGCUGAAUAUAUAUAUAUAAAAUGAAGAAAAUUAUUAUAUAAAAGAUAUAUUGAGAUGAUGAAAAAUGUUGGCUGAUUUCAUAGAAUUAUAACUGCAACUAUGAUAAAACUAUUAACUAUUAAGGUAAACUAAGCUUAUUAUCAACUGUUUAUAUAGUUUUAGAAUUUAAAAGUAAAUGUGAGUUAGUCUGCUUCGAGCAAUGAGCUAACGAGCAAAGAAAGUGUGACAGAUCAAAAAGAGAAGAGCAUUUUGUAAUGUGAAGGGCAGCCAAUUUUU